Molecule: messenger RNA, 660 nt
Organism: Aspergillus oryzae RIB40
Lineage: Eukaryota; Fungi; Ascomycota; Eurotiomycetes; Eurotiales; Aspergillaceae
Exons: 3
Coding region: 1-660 (219 amino acids)
Source: RefSeq, a predicted model, not a curated record
AUGACGUCAACGUUUUUUUCUUCAACUCAACCUCUCCAUUUCGAAGAGCUCCAUUACCGUUCUUUAAUACAGGAAGCUACUUAUUCGUCUUAUGUCAACCACCAUUCUACUAGACUUAUACCUUCAAUUCUCCUGCUGUUAGCAACAAAUAUUCACCAAUCCGCUAUCGCAAACAUGUCAAUGCUCAAGCAACUCACCUCAAUUACUAUCCGGCUGGGCCAGCCCUUCAAAACCGCCAACCUCCGAGCCCAGCCACUCAUCCAGCCAAUCAACCAAAACAGGCGAGCCUUCCAUGCCUCCCCAAGACCUCAAACAACCCAUCAGCAGAAGGAGGAGGAAAGUAGAUUUCACGAUCGGAACAUGCUUGACCCUCAGCGAAACGAAGGCACCCAAACGGGUACGGACAAUGAAGUCGCUGGCCAUCCAUCCGCCUUUGACCCAAACACGACGAGACCUGAGACCGAAGUCCAAGAGUCCGAGAAUGAGAGCCAACAGCAAGGUAAAGUUAGCAACCCGCUGAACGUUAGCCCGGGAAAUACCGAAGUGAGUGGCACACGACCGACGCAGGAGGGCCUACCGGAUCGGAACGAAGAGAAAGAGGCGACGAGUGGAAGGGGAGCGGCGCGGAAGAAUAAAGAGGUGAACAAGCCAAAGAAUUAA